This is a messenger RNA of Ustilago hordei, 387 nucleotides long. Its product is annotated as putative ubiquinol--cytochrome-c reductase. NCBI's taxonomy places the organism in Eukaryota, Fungi, Basidiomycota, Ustilaginomycetes, Ustilaginales, Ustilaginaceae. Gene Ontology annotation, biological process: mitochondrial electron transport, ubiquinol to cytochrome c. The transcript is spliced from 3 exons. Bases 1 to 387 code for a protein of 128 amino acids. The record is from RefSeq and is a predicted model, not a curated record.
AUGGUUCUCGGACUUUCCGGUCUCUCUCUUAUCAAGUACGUUCAGUCGUCGCCAACACUUUUGCGUAUGCUUAAGCCCGUCGCCAACGCCUACGCCAACUCCACCGGUCACCGUCAGAUGGGUCUCCGAUACGAUGACUUGAUGAUCGAGGAAUCGCCCCGUGUUCAGAAGGCUAUCUCUCGUCUUCCUGAUAAGGUGGCCUACGACCGUGCUUUCCGUCUUCGUCAGGCCGCUCAGCUCUCGGUUCUUCACCGUGAACUUCCCAAGGAACAGUGGCUUCCGGCUAAGGAGGACAAGCGAUACCUCACCCCUUACGUCACAGAGGUGGCCGAGGAGGAGACCGAGCGUGCCGCAUGGGACACUAUUGCCGUCAAGAAGGGUAACUAA